Neltuma alba is the source of this 1694-nucleotide messenger RNA. Its product is annotated as ethylene-responsive transcription factor ERF060. Gene Ontology annotation, cellular component: nucleus. Bases 402 to 1352 code for a protein of 316 amino acids. The record is from RefSeq and is a predicted model, not a curated record. Gene Ontology annotation, biological process: regulation of DNA-templated transcription. NCBI's taxonomy places the organism in Eukaryota, Viridiplantae, Streptophyta, Magnoliopsida, Fabales, Fabaceae. The transcript has a single exon. Gene Ontology annotation, molecular function: DNA-binding transcription factor activity; sequence-specific DNA binding.
GCUAGCCAGCAUAUCGCAAGAGUGGAGCUCUACCCGAGUGAGGCCCCCCACCCAGAAAAUCACAAGUGAUUGAGACUUGCACCAUUCCGUCUCUCGUCUUCUUUCUUCUCUAGCCCUCCCCCCCCCCCCCCUCAUUACCCGCUUCUUGGAUCCCUCUCUGUCAUCGUUUGUCUGUCCUCGAGAUUCAAUUUCGAGUUCGAGCGAUUCAGGUAGAGAUUCAGCUUUUCUUGUGUCAAAAAAAGAAGAAGAAGAGAGAUUCAGCUUUUCAAUACGUUUCUAGUUUUUCCCCUUCAAGCUGCAGCUUUUCCCCAACCUGUGCUCUGUUUUUGAAAUUGAGGCAGGUCUUCUCAUAUAUUUGGUUUUAGAAUUUUUUUUCCUGUGAUUUUCUCGUAUUGUGUGGCAUGGCGGCAACUAUAGGUAUGUAUAAUAAUAAUAGCAGCAGCGUGGCGUCAGAUUUCUUAGACCCGCGUAGUGAAGAUCUGAUGAAGGCCCUUGAACCUUUUAUCAAAAUGGAUUCAUCAGCGUCUUCUCUGUCUUCUGUUUCUUUUCUGUCUUCACCUUUCUGCUCUCAUACCCCGCCCACUCCUAUGUCCAGUUAUCAUCCCAACCUCCGCACAGCAUCGAGCUCCCACAUAUUUUCUGCGGGGUUCUCGAGUGGCAUAGGGCUAAACCAACUCACCCCAUCUCAAAUUCUUCAGAUUCAGGCUCAAUUCCAGGCCCGACAACAACAGUCCCUGGGCCUCCUCAGCCCCAAACCUGUCCCCAUGAAACACGUCCGUACUGCUCCGAAACCCGCGAAACUAUACCGUGGAGUGAGGCAGAGGCAUUGGGGGAAAUGGGUGGCUGAGAUCAGACUCCCAAGGAAUCGAACCCGGCUCUGGCUCGGCACUUUUGACACUGCCGAAGAGGCCGCCUUGGCUUAUGACAACGCUGCUUAUAAGCUUAGGGGUGACUUUGCUCGCCUCAACUUCCCUCAUCUGCGACACCAAGGAGCUCACGUGUUUGGGGAGUUUGGGAAUUACAAACCUCUUCAUUCCUCCGUCGAUGCCAAGCUUCAAGCUAUUUGUGAGAGUUUGGCCAAUUCCCAGAAGCAGGGGAGUGCAGGGGAGCCUUGCUCCGUCGGCGAUUCAAAGCCCAAGGUGGCGUCGGACGAGUCAGAAUCGAAAAGUGAUGCGGAGGGUUGUAAGGUGGAGAACACAGCAUCGUCGCCCUUGUCUGAUCAAUCCUGGGCUGGCUCGUCUUCCCCUGAAUCCGACAUCACUUUCUUGGAUUUCUCGGAUUCCAAGGAUGACACCAUCGACUUCGGCCUGGAGAAGUUUCCUUCCGUGGAGAUUGAUUGGUCUGCUAUUUGAGAUGUCAUCAAUCUUCCUUGUUAUAUGGUCCUGUUCUAGAUCCAGUAUGUAUGUACUUGUAUGUUGUAGUUUUGGGUGUCUUGAGCAGCGAUCUGCAAUGAAAUUUUAGGAAUUUGCAGAGGCGUUGCCAAAGAGGGUUAUGCAAAAUUAGGGUAGAAAAUAAGGGGGUUCAGGAGCUCAUACUCCUUGUUGUGCCGGUGCUUUUUAAUCCGGGCACGACCAAGGGAGCUUCCUCUUAGGUUUAGGUCGUACUUGUACUCGGAAUAAAUGUAAUUAUAGCACCUUCCAGUGUAUAAAUCUCGUGGGUGAUAUCAUCUGAUUUAGUUCUAUAUUCUGUACUCA